Messenger RNA from Ostertagia ostertagi, 285 nucleotides. The record is from the annotation of a GenBank genome assembly. NCBI's taxonomy places the organism in Eukaryota, Metazoa, Nematoda, Chromadorea, Rhabditida, Trichostrongylidae.
AUGCGCAUGCCCACCAGGCAUGCGAGGAGCACCGACAUGCUGAUCGACAUCCCCCACACCCGGCUGCUGCUGCGACGCGGCCAGACCUCGCGCCUGCCCGAGGCGCGUGCCACGCACCUGUGCAGCGCCGAAGGCACGCUGUGGAUCACGCUGGAUCACGACGUCAAGGACAUCGUGCUGGAGCCCGGCGAGUGCUUCAUCGUGCCCGACGACAAGGGCGUGACCAUCAGCGCGCUGAGCGCGCAGGCCGUGCUGGACCUGCGCCCCGCCGAGGCACGGCCGUGA